AUGCCUUUCAAAACAUUACUUCUUGACACAUCCGUGUUACCAAAUGAUGCACUUUCAUUUUAUGAUGAUGCUUUUUAUCAAAUGGUAGAAAAAAUAGCAGGAUUGACCGAAGCUAAAUUAUUGGAGGUUCAAGGUAUUCGAAGUGUGUACUCUUUUCUCAAUACAGAAGAUGUGUUCGACAUUCUUUCAAUACCAUGUUCUGUUUUAAAAGAUAUAAAAACAUUAGUAUAUCUUGAAGCUGAUGAUAAUACUCUUAUAGUGAAACCAGGUUUUCGUAGUAGUAUUCAGUACCUGUAUCAACUCCUCCAUCAAAAACAUGAAGAGCAUAUGGAAGAAAUUGCACCUAAAGCAAAACGAAAUAAACAAAAAAAUACACAAAAAAAUAUUAUUACUUCUAUUGAUGUUCAUCAAGACCCAUUACAAACAGUUUCAACACUACAUACUCACCAACAAUCUAUGGAAACAGCAGGUUAG
Rotaria sp. Silwood2 is the source of this 474-nucleotide messenger RNA. NCBI's taxonomy places the organism in Eukaryota, Metazoa, Rotifera, Eurotatoria, Philodinida, Philodinidae. The record is from the annotation of a GenBank genome assembly.